Molecule: messenger RNA, 696 nt
Organism: Acanthosepion pharaonis
Lineage: Eukaryota; Metazoa; Mollusca; Cephalopoda; Sepiida; Sepiidae
Source: the annotation of a GenBank genome assembly
AUGACAUUUUCUUUAUCUCUUCUUUCCUGCUGUGCAUCUCUUUUCUGCCUCCCCCCCGUGGCAUGUCUCUUUUCUGCCCCCCCCGUGGCAUGUCUCUUUCUGACCCCCCCUGUGGCAUGUCUCUUUCUGUCCCCCCCCGUGGCAUGUCUCUUUCUGACUCCCCCCCUGGCAUGUCUCUUUCUGCCUCCCCCCUGCCGUGGCAUGUCUCUUUCUGCCUCCCCCCCCGUGGCAUGUCUCUUUCUGCCCCCUGGCAUGUCUCCCCCCGCCGUGGCAUGUCUCUUUCUGCCUCCCCCCCCGCCGUGGCAUGUCUCUUUCUGCCCCCCCCGCCGUGGCAUGUCUCUUUCUGCCCCCCCGCCGCGGCAUGUCUCUUUCUGCUCUCCCCCCCGCCGUGGCAUGUCUCUUUCUGCCCCCCCCUGCCGUGGCAUGUCUCUUUCUACCUUCCCCUAUUGCGCUGUCACUCACUGUGCACCACCAGUGUCGUCUCUCUUUUUACUCACCCCCUCCCUUUGUCGUCUCUCUCUCUCUACCUCUGCUGUCUCUCUCUCUCUACCUCCACCCUCUCGCCAUCUCUCUUUCUACCAUUCUGACCCCAACGUAUGCUGUCCACCUUUAUACCUUUCCCCCAAUACUAUCUUUACAUUUUGCUUAUUAUAUACCGAAUCAUUUUCUUCCCAUAAAAAUGAAAUAUUGAAGUAG